Molecule: messenger RNA, 1230 nt
Organism: Helianthus annuus (common sunflower)
Lineage: Eukaryota; Viridiplantae; Streptophyta; Magnoliopsida; Asterales; Asteraceae
Exons: 1
Coding region: 1-1230 (409 amino acids)
Molecular function (GO): RNA binding
Source: RefSeq, a predicted model, not a curated record
AUGGUUUCGUUUUUCUUUUUGUCGGUUAUGAGUCGUGGAAGGAGGGGGCCGGCGACGGAGGUGUGGCAGCAGGUUCCGGAGAGAAGAAGAGACAUGGAUGGACAGAAGGAAGAUAACAGACAGACGCAACAGAUUACAAAAUUUUACGUAGCAAACAUCCCAGAGAAGUGUUCGGUUGAGGAUAUCAAGAGUGCUCUUAAGGAGUAUGGAACCAUAGAUGGUGUUUAUGUGGCUAGAAAAAUCAAUAAGUAUGGCCAGAGAUUUGCAUUCGUAAAUUUUGUGGUAGUUAAUAAUAAACAUGAUAUGGAAACAAGGAUGAGGAACAUAAAGAUUGGAGAUGAGAGACUGUUCAUUACUAUUGGGAAAUUCGUUGAUGGUAAGAUUUUGGGUAAGGAGGUUAAAGUUAAUGAUGUUCACCAUAAGAUAGAUGGGGAGAUUGGUGACCGUAAUAAAUUAGAUGGGGAAAAUAAAAAACCAAAUGAAGAAAAAGUGGCUUCAAAUGAGAACGGUGGUGGUAGUAUGCAUGGCUAUGGGGGAAGGUCGUUCCGUGAUACGUUAAUCAAUAAACAACCAGACGUAGACAUUACAGUUGAUCCUGAAAUCAAUGCUUUUUCUAUAUGGUGUGACAGAGCGGUUAUUGGUCGGGCGAAGGAUUUUCAGAGACUGAUUAAUCUCCAAAACUGGGUUCUGGAGAGGUUACUGAAUGGCGUAGGGAUUAAAUAUGUGGGCGGUCUUUCCGUUAUGUUGGUUUUUGAUAAUGAAUUAGAGGCGGCAUUGUUUUUAUCAGAUGAGGCGAAGUGGAAGGAGUCGUUUUCUAAGGUGGCGGUGUGGAAAGGACAGGUUUUGGUCAAUGAAAGGAUCGCCUGGUUAAAGAUUUUUGGGGUUCCAACAUGUAUUGCUGAUAAUGCUGUUUUUAAUCAAAUUGGAGCUAAAUUUGGUCCGAUUAUGCAGCCGGCACAAUUAACUGACGAAGACGGGGAUUUGUCUUACGUGUGCAUUGGAGUCCUUGUGGGCGAAGUAAACCGAAUUAAUCAAAUGGUGUCUAUCCGGUGGCAUGAUAAAAUGUUUAGAGCGAGGGUGGAAGAAGAACAGAACGAUUGGAUUCCGGAUUGUUUAAUUGAUGAGGAAGAUGUAUCUGAGGAGUCGGGUUCGAUGGAAGUACGAUCGGUUGCAGAUGAUGAUGAUUCAGGUGACCGGAAUAUGGUUACCGGUGAGGAUGUUCCGUCGUAG